This is a messenger RNA of Parastagonospora nodorum SN15, 1383 nucleotides long. RefSeq lists its product as hypothetical. Lineage: Eukaryota; Fungi; Ascomycota; Dothideomycetes; Pleosporales; Phaeosphaeriaceae. Gene Ontology annotation, molecular function: oxidoreductase activity. The record is from RefSeq and is a predicted model, not a curated record. The transcript has 2 exons. Bases 1 to 1383 code for a protein of 460 amino acids.
AUGCUCAAGAUUGUGCGGUGGUUUGAACUGUUCUUCGCUUUGAUCCCAAUCAAGAUCCUCUUCAAGAUGUUCUUCUUCUCAGAAGAGUUCACGAACACCGUCGCCAUGCCCAUGAUCGCCCUGUUUCUCGGAACCGGAAACGAAACGCCCAAUGUACCCAGUAUCAUUCUCGAGCGCCUAUGCACAAGUCCUACGUACGGCAUGUGGUAUCCUGGUGAUAAAUUGAGCGUUGCCAGCAACCUCCCGCCCAUGGUAGUGUUCCCCAAGUUCAGCGAAUUCUACGGAAAAUGGAAGGAAGAUCUCAAGUCGCGAGGCGUCAACGUUAGGCUUUCAACCGAAGUCACGCGUGUAGUUAAGAGAGAUAAGACAGGCGUCACCGUCCGCUUGAUCAAGCGUACACCCGUGCCAGACAACCACAACCCAAACUCCGAAUGGGUCCCUUCAAACCGCGAUCGUGGCGCCGACGCAGGCGCCGAAGAAACCGAAGAGCACUACGACGAGCUCGUUCUCUGCGUGCUGGCCGACACCGCCAAACGCAUCCUCGAACCCACCUCCUCCUACCGCGAGCGCAAAGUUCUCGGCUCCGCGAAAUUCUCAGACGACAUCACCGUUACCCACUGGGACACCGCAUACAUGAAGAAGCACUACGAGAACUUCUACGACCCUUCAAAGGCCGUGUCAUCCUUGUCGAAUAAAGACCAAUCCGGGCGCAACGAACGCGCGCAAAAAGCCUUCAAGCCAAUGUACUACAUCAAAAUGUACCCGCAGGACCUGUCCAAGCUCGAGAUGUGCUUCGACUGCACAAAUUACCAGUCGCAAUUCCCGCCUGAAGUCGAAUUUGACAAACACGUCUUCCAAACGAUUUAUCUAAACAAGGAUAGAGACGGGCAUCUGUGGAGCAUGGACGAAAUCGACCCGGCCAAGAUUAUCAGAAAGGAUUGGUGGCACCAGUUGUGCCAUUCGUGGACACAUUACGUCUUCGUCGUGCCCUGGAUGAUGUUCCUCCAAGGCCGGCGCCGCACGCGCUUCGCUGCAUCCUGGACACUGCUCAACGCGCACGAAGUCGCCGUCAUGUCGGGCAUCGCCGCCGCCGUCGAUCUGGGCGCCCAAUACCCCGAGGACCUCGAGCGCGACAAGUUCGCGCUGUUGAGUUUCCGCCUGUAUUACCUGCUGGCGUAUGGCAAGUGGUAUAAGAGGCGGGCGGACAAGGAGGGCGAGGGCAAGGACUGGGCCAGCGGGUUGUAUGGGAGUGUCUAUCGGGGCCCGGGAGUUAGCGAGAUUGAUAGGUUGCAGUGGAGGCAGGAGAAUGGGGUGAAGGAGGAGGGGAAGAGGUAUGCGUAUCCGGCGGAUGCGGGGAGGAGGGCGGAUGCGCCGGAGUUGUAA